AUGAAUGUUUUAACUUUAAAUAAUGAAACAUUAGCAGAUAUGGCUAAACGACUUCGAAGAACUGAUCUAGAUUCAAUACUUGACCCAGAAACCAAUGAACGAUCGCAUUCAGAUAUCCAAUCAGGUAUUCAUUUACCUUCGACAGCACCAAUAUUGGCUUUCUAUUCUUCUUCUAAAUUGCCACAUCCAACAGUAGAUCCAUUUAUGAGUGGAAAUCUUGGUUUUUUCCUUCACUUAAAUAACAGCGGUGGUUUUACAAUCGCAAAAGAGAAUAAAUUGAUUAUCAUAGAUCAUCAAUCAUCUGCAUCGAAAGAACAACAUACAACAUAUGGAUCUGAUGAUUCAAUAGGAACAAUUGAAAACCAAUCAGCAUGUGAUGACGAAUCAACGGCAACAUCGUCAGCAUCGAACACACAAGUGGUGAAAAAUUUAACAUGUUCUUUAACACAAGAAAUCUUUAUUAUUCACCAAUGA
Molecule: messenger RNA, 474 nt
Organism: Rotaria socialis
Lineage: Eukaryota; Metazoa; Rotifera; Eurotatoria; Philodinida; Philodinidae
Source: the annotation of a GenBank genome assembly